Lymnaea stagnalis (great pond snail) is the source of this 16754-nucleotide messenger RNA. The record is from the annotation of a GenBank genome assembly. Lineage: Eukaryota; Metazoa; Mollusca; Gastropoda; Lymnaeidae.
UUCCCCUGAUAAGAAAAAACAUGGCUUCUUGACUCCCUCAUAAACAAUCACAAUGCAGUGAAAUAUCUAUGGCAAAAAGGUAGUAUUAGUAUUGGUUAGGGUGAAAUUUUUUUUUUACAUUAUCAUUAUCUAUUUUCUUUUUGUUCCCAAUUUUAAAAUUCUUUUCACAACAAGGUUACUUUAAUUGGUAUCAUAAACGGCUUAACUAUGGAGUGUUCUUGAAUUUAGUCAGAAUAUAAUAUUUAAAUUUAAAAUUUAAUUAAUUUAAAGUUAUCAUUAUUAAGGCCAAGGCUAAGGUCAACUAAGGAGAUGAGUAGGCUCAGUCGGAUCAAACAUAACUUAUAACUUUUUAGGUAAAUUUAAUCAGUUAUGAUUUUGAGAUGCCCAAAUGAUUUAUAUCCUUUAAGAUGAUGAUAAGAUAAAGGCAUAAAGUAGGUGAUAUUAUAAUUAUACUUAUAGGUAAACCCUUAUUUUAGUGCGUUUUAUUAUUUCUAAAUAAAGGAUUACCUUAUAUUACCAAAAUUAUAUACCACAUCAUUUGGUAUAAUUAUAAUAGAAAUAGAAUUAGAAUUUAGAAAUUAUAAAAUGUUUAUAAUUUUAUGAGUAUCAGUGGUAUAGGAAGGGGCAUUGGUGGGGGGCACUACUGCUUUUCUUUAUAUUUUGUCCAACUGCAUUUAUUAGUUAUAUUACUAAAUAUUUAGGUGGCCUAAUUUAGAAUAAAACAAAACUUAGCCAAAGGACAGAAAGGAACAUGCCAAACCUUUUUUUUUCCCCCAGAAAUGUAUCACGAUGCAUGCUUUCACUAGAGAAAUGCUCAAGCUGUGGUAUCCUUUCAAGAUCCUCCAAGGGAUUAAUUAGCAUUAAGGAUGAAUACCAAGGUUAAAUCUGCACCAUCAGGGGGAGCUUCAAGAUCAUUGGGAAGACAAGUUGGUGGUAUUCCCAUUAGUUCUAGAUCAACUGUCGCUCAAACCCAGCUGAAGUCAAUACCUCUUCCUCCAAAACUACCAAAACCAAAAAGGUAUGAGUAAUAUUGAUGUCUAAAUUUUCAUUAAUUUGGAAUACAAGUUUAUAAAAUGAUUAUUUCAUCUACUGUACAUUUUGUAUAUUCCUGUAUACUCAAAGAGCUAUACAUAAAUAAGGCAUAUUAUUAAAAAAAUUUUAUAAAUUUAUUAUCUAUAAAAUAUUUAUAAUUUCCUCCAUGAAUUUUUUCUGAUAGUUUUCUAAUCUACUUUACUGUUAAUUUUACAUGAAUGCAACAAUAGUUUUGGAAAUUGUUGUAACUUUGUCCUUGUAAUAUUAGAAAUAAUUUUCUUGAUAACUACUAAAGCAUUUUAAAAUUUCUUUUUUUUCUCCUUUUACAGUAAUGAAAGACCUCUAAAAAAGAGCCAUUCCAAUGGUUCAUUGUUUACAUCAAAGAACUUGGAUAGCUUUAAAUCAGAUAAAUCAAAUUCAGCAAAACAGUUGGGAAGGAACCUCCCUUUGGGUGCAGCAUUAACAGUAGGAGGACAUGUGGAUAUUAAUUCAGAACACCCUAUGGUUCAACCACCAAGUGCUGAAAGUCUGAAGUCUACAAGAUCCUUUAACUCAGGCCAAAAAGCGAUAGACAUUAGUGAGAUAGUGAGUCCAAUUUAAAACAAUUUCUUUAAGCUCUUUCUGAAAAGAAUGAAGAAAAAAGGCAAACUGAGAUAUUUAAAAGUGACUUCUUGUUACAAUCUUGAUGCUCAAUUUUUAAUGAACCAUAUAGCAGACACAUAGAGCAGAGAUGCAUUAUAUAUAUAAUCACAAUGGGAAAUCUUUUAUUCAUAUUGGGUCAUCAGUUAAAGCAUUAACUAGAGGAUCUAAUCCAGUCUUUAAGGGUUACUCUUAGGGCUUUUCGUGUCAUUGAACACAAUCAAACGGAACACUUUCACCUUUUUCAAUGGAUUUUCCAAGAAACUUUUUAACAUUUGAUGUUUGGUCCACGUUAACUUGAAUCGCCCUGUGAAGUGUUCCCAGAAACUCUAGAGCAGCGGUUCUCAACCUGUGGGUCGACACCCCUUUGGAGGUCCAACAGCCCUUUCAUUGGGGUCGCCUAAGACCAUCCAAAAAUCAUGAUGGAUCUUUUGGACUUAUUUAGUCUUCAGCAAUCAGUCGACCAGCCGACUCAUAAUCGUGGACAUGUUAUUGAUUGGGUGCUAAAAAUAGGCCUUAGGAUGGUGUAGUUACCUCUACUUCAAUUACUUAAGAGCUGUCCUCAGACUACUUCUGUGUUGUUUGCCAGCUUAGUGUUAGUUUAGAAGUGCUGUGCUUGACCAGCAUGCCCCUGUUAUCCGCCAAAUUGUUAGGUGAGAACGGUCAGCUCCCUGAUAUGCAACCAUCAGAGAAGAACUGGGAAGUGCCAAGAAAGAGCAUCCAAAUGCAGAAAAGAAGUUGUUGAGGUCGGGCCUUACUGUUUAUAAGGUGAUCUAUUCUGCUGCCAAGAAACGUGUGACUCAGAUUAUUUAUCGUGCUGAGUCUUUGUAUUUUAGUAAUAAGAUUAUUAUGGGUAAAACCAGCAGCCUGUUGUUUGACAUCUGUAGUCACCUCACAGGAAGUAACAAAGUAACUGUUCUUCCUUCAGUUUAUCCAUUGGUUUAUCCUAUGGUUCUACUGGAUUGAUUCAUUCGUCAAGCUCUUUCAUGCGUUGUACUAUUCUUACUAUCACUGAAUAAACUCAAGUCCUUUUCAUAAUAAUUAUAACUUUAAUAUCUAAGUAUAUACUUUACACACAUGAAUGUAGCGCAGCUUGCUAUCAGAGAUAAAUAAUACACAUUCUACUUCUACAAAGUUCCAUUCACCACUCCCGCACGAGUCAAGGUCGGGAAGAGUGCUCACUAACUAAUUAAAACUCUCAAACACACACCGCACGCAGUGAACAUAAUAUUCAAGCGCAACAAUUCUCAAUGAACUCCCAUACUUGACACAUUGCCCAAGAAACCAGUUAUUUAUAAUAAUUUUUUCACAUGCAAAGUAGCUGAAAUUCAUGUUGAGCUUGAUCAUCUUGACAUAUCGCCCCUUGACCCGCCUCAUAGAUGUUUUUAAUCCAGUUUCAGAACAAGAGGUCAAUAGUAUUAUUCUAAAAUCUAAACCUACGUCAUGUUCUCUCGACCCCAUUCCCACUCCACUUGUGGGUGAGUCAUUGGAUCAAUUUCUCCCAGUGAUAACUUAUAUAGUCAAGGAGAGCUUGUCUUCUGGCAUUGUUCCCUCUCUUUGUAAGACAGCUGUCAUCAAACCAUUACUAAAGAAGUCUGGUCUUAAUCAAAAUAAUUAAAAAAAACUAUAGACCUAUAUCUAAUUUAUCAUUUUUAUCUAAAGUCAUUCAAAAACUAUUUCUAAAUCAGCUUUUUGCUUACUUGAAUAACUCUCUUCUCAGUCCUAAUCAGUCGGCCUACAGACCUUUUCACUGCACAGAGACAGCUCUCUUGAGAGUCAGCAGUGACCUCUUCCUUGCAUUGGACAGUAGUUAUGUCUCCAUCCUGAUCCUCUUAGACCUCAGAGCGGCUUUGAUACCAUUGACCAUCAAACCCUUUUCAAAACCCUUGAAUAUUUUUUUUGCAUUUCUGGUUCAGUUUUGGCUUGGUUUUGGUCCGACCUCUCUGGUAGAACGCAGGCGGUCGCUGUUGAUUGCUGUCUCUCCGGUAGUGCUGACUUGGUGUAUGGAGUGCUGCAGGGGUCCGUUUUGGGUCCCGUCCUAUUCACAAUGUAUACCAGGCCACUUCUCCUCCUGUUUGGGAGGCAUGCUGUUGAGAGCCAGUCAUUCGUAGAUGACUUGCAGCUAUACAAGUAUACCUAUCCGUCUCUUGCCAAUUCUGCUAUCCACACCUUGCAAGAGUGCAUUGGUGAUGUCAUGUCAUGUAUGAUGACAAAACGGAAGCACUCCUCAUUCACAAUCAAGAAUCAUCCUCUAACUCAGCUCUCCCCAUCUGGUUUCAAGUAGGUAGCUCCAAUAUAGAGUUGUCUUCCUCUACUAGGGAUCUAGGUUAAAUUCUUUCUGACAACAUGUUUCUCAAUAAUCAUAUUUCUCACAUCUGUCGCUCUGCGUACACCACUAUUUGUCAGCUCAGCUCCAUCAGCCACUACCGCUACAAAAACACUAGUCUGUGCUCUUGUUUUCUCGCAUCUUGACUUUUGUAACUCUCUUCUGUCAGGUUCACUUUAACAUUUCAUAGAAAAACUGCAGAAAGUUGAAAACUGAGCUGAUAGGUUAGUUCUAAAGGCAAAGAAACGUGAUCACGUCACUCCACUACUUCACUCACUUCAUUUGUUCCCUAUACAGGCAUGCAUUGAUUACAAGCUGUCUGUUCUGUGUCACAACUUUUUCUUUUGUUCUUGCCCUUCCUAUCUUUUUGAACUUCUUACUGUCUAUUCACUCCUUUGAAAGCUUUGUUCCUCUGCAGAAACGCGUGUUCUUUCUGUUCCCAGAACACACACUUAAACAUGAGGUGAACAAUCUUUCUCUUACUGUGCCCCAAAACAAUUGAAUUCUCUCCCGUUACACAUCCACAAUACAAUGACCAUUACAGCCUUCAAACUGCCCUCAAGACCCAUCUCUUCAAACUGUACUAUACUCAUUCUCACCCCCCUUUGACUGAUAAACAAUGCACGAUGCUGCUGGUUGCUAUCUAUGGCUAGACAGGGGUAGAUAUUACUUGGGUGGGUGAGGUCAAGCUUUUCACAAAUUAUUGUUUUUAAAUGUCUACGUUUCUGUAAUUGCUAAUUUUUAUGUGAAGCCCAGCGAGCCUAGUCCUAGGCUGGGGUACUACAGUGAGCCUAGCCCUAGGCUGGCGUACUACAGUGAGCCUAGCCCUAGGCUGGGGUACUACAGUGAGCCUAGCCCUAGGCUGGGGUACUACAGUGAGCCUAGCCCUAGGCUGGGGUACUACAGUGAGCCUAGCCCUAGGCUGGGGUACUACAGUGAGCCUAGCCCCAGGCUGGGGUACUGCAGUGAGCCUAGCCCUAGGCUGGUGUACUACAGUGAGCCUAGCCCUAGGAUGGGGUACUACAGUGAGCCUAACCCCAGGCUGGAGUACUACAGUGAGCCUAGCCCUAGGCUGGGGUACUAAAGUGAGCCUAGUCCUAGGCCGGGGUACUACAGUGAGCCUAGCCCCAGGCUGGGGUACUACAGUGAGCCUAGCCCUAGGCUGGGGUACUACAGUGAGCCUAGCCCUAGGCUGGGGUACUACAGUGAGCCUAACCCCAGGCUGGAGUACUACAGUGAGCUUAGCCCUAGGCUGGGGUACUACAGUGAGCCUAGCCCCAGGCUGGGGUACUACAGUGAGCCUAACCCCAGGCUGGGGUACUACAGUGAGGCUAGCCCUAGGCUGGGGUACAGCGCUAUAUAAAACCACCUAAUAAUAAUAAUAAUAAUAUACUCUACAGUUAUGAAGUAGCAACGAAAAUAAUUUUGUGGUUGCAGGUCGCCACAACUUGACGAACUGUAUUAAAGGGUAGCGGCAUUAAAAAGGUUGAGAACCACUGCUUUAGAGCACCUGUUGACUGAAUGCCCUGCACUAGAUGUUGCGGGAGUCGUGAGGGCGGCUGGAGAGACCUGCCUUACGACAAUGUUAUAUGGCAAAGCCCAGCAGAUGGCGCUAGUUGCCAAUUUACCAGCUGGGGCUUUAAUAACGUGCACCCCCUCCCCCCACUAAUCCUUAAACCCCUGGGUCCCAGGUUAACCCCAGAAAAGUCUGGUCAUUGUAAUGUACCAUGAUUGAAUAGUGUCAUAGGAAGUGGGGUGCUUAGGGGGCGGUCCACCCUGGACGCCACUAAGACCUGUGUCCUUAUAUUGAGGGGUGGUAUUUUUGAUCAACUGCAGUUUUUUUGUGGAAGGGGAGGGGGGGCAGAAAAAAGCUCGACCUGCCCUGGGUGGCACUAACCCUAGCUAUGCUAAUGUAUGGAACAAAAAAUAAUUUCUUGUUAAAAAAAAAAUCUUUGGUGAAUUAAAUUUUUUUUUUACUCAUCCACCUCUGCUACUAAUAAGAAGGCCAGAAUAUUAACAGACAUGACAGAGAACAAAAUAAAGCUGCCUGUUGAUAUUUCUGAAACUGGUAUUAAGAAGCAAAGCCGUACUACAAAUGACUGGCUGGACUGCUGGACCUAUAAGAAAAUAUAAAUAAGGGGUGAUCCAUAAAUGACCUUACGCUAUUUUGGCCCAUUUUAGACCCCUCCUUCAUCCAUCAUCACUCCAUACACAAAUUUGUCACACAAUUUAGAAACUCUCAUUAUCUUGUCACACAAUUUAGAAACUCUCAUAAUCAAUCAUCAAAAAAUUGGUUAAAUACCCCCCCCCCCCCCCAUUCCCCUUUAGAGAAAAUGGUGACAUUGGACAAGAUUCACUUUUCGUCUUCUCAACCCUGAAACCCAUUAUAACCCAUUAUAUAGUACAAUCAAAGCCCAUAUUGGGGCGCCCACUAGCUGUGUGCCGGGGGGACAUCUGUCCCCCUCUGACGAUCCUCAGCUAUGCUCUUUUCCUUUCUUCACUGAUGCGUAUCAUCCUGAUUGGUGGCCCCUCAAUGAUUAAAAAAAUUAGUACUCCAUACCAAGACACACACUCAUUGAACAAAUCAUAUUUCUCCUUGAAAAACAGGAAAUAACUGAUUUUUGGGGGGUUAGGGCUGAAAAUUUGAUAGAUUGUGCUGUCAUCGGAAUGUGUUUUCAAGUGCCAAGGUUUAGCUCUAUAAGAUGAAGGGAAGUGGGUCAUUUAGCCUUACAAAGGAUACAGUUCUUAACAAACAAUUUCACAAUAUUUCCUUCAUCUUCCCCUUUGAUUAGGAAAAACUUAUUUUUUGGUGUGGGGCUAGGGGCUGAAAAUUUGAGAGAGUGUGUUGUCAUCGGAAACAAGUCUUUGUGCCAAGUUUUAGCUUGAAUAGGAGGAUGGAAAGUGGUUCAGUUACCUUGCCCUUGAAAAACUUAUUUUUGUGGAUGGUGGGCUGGGGCUGAAAAUUAGAUAGGAUAUGUUGUCAUCGGUAGUGAUUCUAUGUGCCAAGUUUCUUCUCGAUAGGAUGAUGGGAAGUGGAUCAUUUAGCCUUCCAAAGAUUUUGCCACAAACACAAGCGAAGUUAAUUGAAAGGAUUUCAAAAUAGUUAACCAGAUAGAACGUUAGCUAUGUAUAAACUGUUGUAAAUAGUUAUUUUAAUUGACACAUAUUAUAAUAUGUCUAUAAUAGAGGGCUUGUGAAAACUCAUUCUGCUCAUGUUUAUGUUGUGGUAAGACAAGGGGGCGGACAUGGUGAGUUGAUGGCCCCCAAAGGGAGAGGGGUGGCUGGAAAAAGUUUCAGAACCUUGGUUUAAUGUUUUGUUACAGACUUACCAUUUGAAAAGUUUAGGUCUCUUAUGAAAAUACUUUUGAAACCUCUUAUUUUUCUUUUAGCUGAAGAUAUGCCAGGAAUCUGAUACUUCAAAGGUGUUCGAAAUUGAUCUACAUGGUCAAAAUUUGACUUCAUUUCCCGACUUUCAACAAUUUCCAAAGCUAAAAAUCCUGGAUUUAUCAGGAAAUCAUCUCAAUUCAAUAUCAGGUCUUCAGGCGACCAAAGUAAGUAGAAUAAAAUGUUUUCUGAAACCUGUUGUCUAAAAUUUUGUUUAUGAGAGCGGUAGUGAUUUGUUAAAUGGUUUCAGUCUUGUGAGAUCAGUUCAUGAAUAUUUGGUCCAUUGGUCUCUGUUCAAAGAAGAAAUUUUAAAAUUUUGAUGCCACUAAAAUUACAUACCUAUUAUAUUAUUCAUGUGAUUUUUCCAAUCAGGAACUUAAAGAGCUAAAGCUGUAUGACAAUGAUAUUACAGAAAUAGAUGGCCUCAACAAGUAGGUUAAUAGAAACUCAGUAAUCUUAUUUAAUUAUAAAAUAGUAACUGCAAUUUCCUAAACAAUGGUUUUUGUGUGUUACUAUGAUCUUCUUUAUGUAAACAUCUUAUUGGAUUUGUAAGUAGGCCUUUAUUUAAAUGUAAUUAAUUGAAAAUGAAUUUUGCUAUGGUCUUAACUCCAACCCCCUCCCACACUUUUAAAUUUUGUUUACAUAGAUUGAGAGACUUGUGCACUUUACUUCUGCAACACAACAAGAUUUCUAAAAUAGGUAAACAUUUUAUAUUAUUUCCUGAUAACAUAUAAAAACUAGAAAAUAAAAUCUGUUACCUAGAAAUGUACUUCUUUGAAUUUAUUUUUUGAGUUUUGACAUUAAAAUAGUGUACACUCUUAAAAGACCUGGAUGUUUCGUUUUUUAUUAAGGUCAAGGUUUAGUUAGUUUAAGAAAUCUGCAGAUGCUUCGCCUUGACAAUAAUAGAAUUACUGUGAUAGAACCUCGAGAGCUUGUUAGCUGUGCUAAUAUAACAUCACUGGAUUUGAGUGGCAACAAAUUGGAAUCUUUGUCAGUAAGUGAAUAACUAAAUGCUAGUCACUUCAAUUUUAAACAUAUUCCAUAAGACACUUAGGUUUAAAAGUCAGUCUCUACUUUGUUCAAUAGCUAGGUAUAUUUUACAGUUAUUAUUCAAUCAUAAUUUAUUUCGUUAUACAAUAAUUACAAUACUAUUAUUUAAACAAGUUAUACAAUUGCAAUACAAUUAUUUUAAAAAAAUAAUGUCACUUGAAUAAUUAUCUAUUGAUGCUGUUAUUUUCCUUGGUAUUGUAAGCCAAUUUAUAAUAAAUAAAAAAGAAGUUAAGUUGAUGAUGCCAAUACUGGAAUUCAAAUUACAUUGAUAUUUAAGUGCAUAUUCCAUAGUAUUUACUUAAUUGUCUUUAAAAUUUGUGUUUAAUAUUUAAAAUUUGUUGUUGUUAAAAAAAACAACUUUUUAUUUGAAAAAAUGCUUUAUUUCAUAGUAAUUAUCUGCACAUCUCACUUUUUAUGUAGGCUGUUAGUAAUUUACCGAACCUCCAAGAGCUCUUCGCCUCUGGAAAUUGUUUUAAAAAGUCAAGUGACAUUACAAAGUGCAAGAAACUUCAGGAAGUUGAUCUCUCCAGAAAUUUUCUGACAGAUUUAUCUGGCUUAGCUAAUCUACCAAACCUACAGGUGCCUAAUUAAAUUAUUUCUUCUUCUUUAUAUUAAGGGCCCAUGAUCAAUUUAUUGAUCAUUUUGGCUCCUAUGCAUGUAGAGGAGAUUUGUAAUGUUUCUGUGCCUGGUGUUGAUAAGGAUAUUUCACCCUGCCCUGAAAAAUGGAUAUCUUUCAUGACGGGAUAGGCUGUGCUCAUCAUGUUGGUCCUCAGAAGGAACUCAGCCUCCCAGUACUCUCUGCUGUCACCAUAGACCGACUGCAACUGCUGAUUGAGUAUGUCAGCCUGUGCUUUUGCGUCAUAUGCCAAUUGACUAUCAAACCUCAGGGGGGAAAUUCCAGCGUUUGAGGACUUUUGGUGCUUCACAUAGCUCCAGAAGGGCUUGUUCUUGACACCCUUGGUUGCAUUAUUAAUGUAGUGAAGAUUUCUUGUUAAAGCAAUAACAAAUUACUUAAUAUUUUAAUAGGUUAAAAUGUUAAAAUAUAUACAUUUUACAAACAUCAUUUGCACAUGAUUACAGAUAACUACACAUUUUUUAGUACAUACAGCUGAUUAAGUAACAUUUGCACAUAAAAAUAUGAUUCAUCUAAUUAAAAGAACAGUGAAAAACAAACAACAUUUGAAGUGUUCAUAGUCAUUUAAUGAUUUAGGUUUGUCUAUUUAAAAAAAAAUGAAAUAAAAAAAAAUAAAAUUCUAAUAAUAAAAAGCCACAAAAAUAUUUAUUUAAAUUAACAAAAACCUGAAAAUAUUUUUGAAUAAACUAUUUGAGCCUUAAUGCUUAUUUUCUAAAAUAUAGUAAUUCUUUAUUUCAGAUUCUAGAUGUUUCCAGUAAUCAGCUCACAACACUUAGAUCUCUCAAGAAGUUGAUGUCAGUAACUUUUAUCUCAAUCUAGAAGUUUUUUUUUUUGGUAGUUUUAUAAAUACUCCCGUUUUUUCAUGCUGAUCAUUCCGUUAAGUACCAUGAUUCAAAAUUGUAUAGUUUUAGAAAAAUUGUUUUAAGACAACAGUCAUAUCUUAAAUAGAAUUUCUCAUUUCCCAGAGUUUCGCUUAUCCGGGGAAAACAGGAAUAAAGUUUUCCUCAUCCUGAUUUCCUGGUAAAUCUCAGGAUAGAAUUCAUGUCAUUAAAAAUCUAUUAUAAACUUAAUCAAACCAGAAAAGAGUUAAUUUUUUAUAGUUGUUUAAUUGUUAUUUUCUAUUAAUGAAUAAAAAAACAAUGUUAAUGUUAGUUGAGAGGCUGGUCUCUUGCUGCUAGUUGCCUCAUUUUCAAUUGCUUAACCCUAGCAGUGGGCAACUAGCUGUUAAUGUGCUUGUUAAGUAAAAAUUGUAUGCAACCACCUGUAGAAAAAAACCACAACACUUCAUGAGUUUUGCAUUCUCUACAGGUUGCUAAUUCUAGUUUCAAAUCCGUUACUAAAUAUGUACCAACAAAUGUUUCUAUAAUUUGUAACAAGAGGUUCCUUUUAAAUGAAAAUAAACAAUUAGGAAUGAUAUCUUUAUUUGUAUAUGUCUUACUAUGUGGAUUUGGGAAGAAAAAACACAGCAUCCUAUAAAAUAUCAUAAAGAUUAUUUGACACAUGACGCCUUGGAAUAAUAAAGUUACGAGAGCACAGGUUUUCAGUGCAUGGCUGACAUUACAAUAAAAUCUUGGGAUUAAAUAUGUCUCCAAUAACAUUAUGUUUGAAAAUUAAGUUUUAAUAUUUACUCCUUUCCAAGAAUUUAUCCUAUUUAAAAGCUUUUUUCCCAUUAUAAUGUCGUAAGGGUUACUUUGCUUCUAUUUAAAUGUGCUGGGUGGCCAAAGUGAUCUAAACUGAGCCAAUCCCAAGCUUGUGGUUAAAGCCUAGACAAGCGAAAACAACACCAGCACCCCAGGUGGAUGGGACCCAUUAACAUUGGGUGGCAACUCAUCUAAGAGAAGGCAAACUCUGAAAUCAAACCUGGAAAUGGAUUUUCUAAGGGGUAUGACAUGAACACAAAGAAAUUUAUGACAACUCCUGUGAUAACCACAGUGAGGUACAAGAAACAAUGCUGGCCAUCCACUGCAUCCUGGUCUAUUUCUAUUUGUUUUGGCUAUGUCUUGGAUCAAACAGGCACUUAUGUGAGAGUGAGGCUGACGAACUGAGCAGCUCUCCUUCACUUUGAACAAGAUACAGCUCAAGACAAGGCAAUUACUCAAGUCAAUGCCUUGGUCAUCUUGGCAUGCUAAGGACCAACAAUAUAUGAAUGUCUUCGCGACUUGAGAACCUAUGUACUUGAGUUACUGAGCUUAGUAAUUCAGCACAGUUAACUAUAUGUUACAGGUCCUGGCUUAAAGUUAAAUAUGUGACAAUCUGUUACUUAAUGAAAUUUAAAAAAAAACAAGAAAAUUUUAUUCUAAAAGUGUAGACCUGGGAUUUCCUAUGAUGGUAAAAUUCCUGGGAAGUCUUUGAUUUCUCAAAAUCGUGCAGGAUCCCGGGAGAGAAACUCUAAUCUUAAUAAAUCACACAAAUUUCUUCUUUCACUUUGUAAUGUACUUUUAAGGACAUUUUUUAAUUAUGUAAGAAACAAAAGUGAAGGCAUAUUUACCUGUAAUAUUUUUCUAUAAUUUUUUUUUUUGUGUACUGUAUCCUGUACAGAUCCCUUGAGGAGCUAAACAUCAACAGCAACAGAGUAGCAGAAAUGGGUUAUUUUGUGGACAUGUUUCCAAAACUUCAACUUCUGUAUUUCAUGGAUAAUAAGAUUGACAAAUGGGAAGAAAUAGUGAGUCUGUUAACAUUAUACCUGUGCUUUUUAAAUACAAUUUUGUUAUCUAAAAAUAACUUCUCAGUUCAUUUGUUAAAAAAGCAACAAAUAAAAAAAAUUGUGAAUAUGUUUAGUUACUUAUGUCUUUUAAACGGCUGGGAGCAUGGCAUUCAUCUCGAUCCUGUUGCUGUUGCUUCCAGGUGUAUCCAAUACUUUUUGUGCCUGCCUCUAGCUUGAGUCUCCAUGUAUUCUUUGGCCUUCCCCUUUUUCCUUUUCCUUGUGGAUUCCAUGUUAGGGAUUUUCUGGUCUUUAGUUAGCUUAGAAGCUAUUUUCUACAUAAUUAAUGGCUAAAGUUAUGUAAUGACUUUUGUUUUUUUAAAUUAAACUUUAUUGCAAAUAAGUAACUCAACCAUAUCUGUUUCAGUUUUUCUUAUCUAAACUCCCAGACCUUUUUGAAAUGUAUAUGACUAACAACCCUGUCAACAUAGAGGACCAGGAAAUACUCACCUAUCAUAAAAAAAUCUGGAAAGCCUUCCCAAUUUUGGAAGUUUUAGAUGGGGUAAGAUUUUCUUGUUCACAUCCAAUAGGCCUACUUGUUGGUGGAUGGCUAAAUAUUGACAAGUAGCAAAUAAUUUUUCAUUCUUUGAAUAAAGCUAACACUCAAUUUGCAUUAUUCAAAGUGCACUCUUUUUGAAUGGAAAUUAUCUCUCCAUGGUCUCCAUUUUGAACACGUGUAUCAGCUUUCAAUGUAAAAGAAACAAAACCAUUCUAUAAGAGCCAGUGGUGUAGUUAUGCCAUUGUGCUCCUGGGAAAAAAAUGUGGUGUAGCUUUUAUGUGACUUCAUAUAAUGAUUUAGUUUUUAAAUUUCCUUACUUGAUAUAAAAUUUGUAUGAGUGGGUCCUUGAGAAUUAUAGGCAGCUUGGACUAAGGCAUCAAUUAGUCAGUGUUAAAUGAUAACUUCUGUGUGUAUUCACGAUAUUAAUAAUAAUAAUUAUAAUUUUAUACUUAACUAGAUUCUAAAUUAUGAUAAACAUCAUUUUAAUAACUUUGACACUGUAUUGUUUUGCUAAAUGUAACUCUACAGGUAUUUAUUGUCAUUGUUUGCAGAGCCAACUGCUCAAUAGUAUUUUUUUAAGGAUUGCACCACUUUUAAAUACUUUGUGAAAGCUGAUGUAUAAAGAAAAAGGAUUAUUAUUAAGCUUCAAUAAAUGACAUCAAACAUUAUUAACUAAAAAAAGUUGACUUCUAUCCUGAAGAUUUUAAUUUAUAUUGAAAUGAAUAAAAUUGUUUCAUCUGAUACAAAUUGUCUGGUACCUGUAUUUGCAAGGUCCAUAGAAGACUUCCUGGUAGCAAACAAGACAGUGGGGCUCCAGUCAUGCGGCCUUUAUCUGCAUCUAGUAGUAAGUUAAAUAACAUUUUAUAUACAUUAUCCAGUCCUGCCUUUAUUUAAUUUGUGUCUCUUCAGUUUUGACAAUAUGUAGUGCAUGAUUCUCAUUAAUUAAAGUAUAUAAAUUAUUUUGAAAUAGAAAAAUUAAGUUUCAAGCGAGUGAAGGAUGAAUGAUUUCUCAUUUACCAUAUAUUGUUUAUAAAAGAAAAUGUAGUAUAAAAACAUUAACUUGCAACUUUGAAAGUUUAAAAAUAUACAUUAACCUUUUUUUAAAAUAUUAAUCACUGGUUGAUUUGUUGUAAUGCUAGAUACCGUAUGAAAAUUACAGGAUAGUUUUACACUUUUGAAAUAAAUAAAUACAAAAAUUUGUGGCUUAAUGUACCUGCAUGUCAUCAUUGAAAGGCCCUCAUCUCCCCCUUCACAAUUCUCAUUGCUGCUCUUUUUAAAAUAUUUUUUCAAGUUAUCAGUGUCCGCCAAGUGGAUUCCCAGAUGAAAUCAGCUUACCAAGAAGAGGAAAUGCUCCAUAAAAGUAUCCAGGAAAAGUGUGUACAAGUUUUUCAUCUUUCAUAUUAUAACACGUGAAAUUUCUUUGUACAGAUUUCAUUUAUAUAUAAUGUAUACACUUAGGGAGGGGGUGGUAAGAUUAUGCGUGCCUUUAGUGAGUCCAGAAUGGCUCUUGACAAAUUUGUUCCUAUGAUAAAUUAUGUCAUUAAUAAAAUCUAAACACUCUUAUCAUCAUUGAAAUGAAAAAAAAAGAAAAAACAACUUUUCUACAAACAAUGUCAUAAGAUUGAUGUCUUAGAAACAAUGUCUUAGAUUGAUUGUUUUCAUCAAUUUAUUACAAAUUAGUGUAAACAUUUUCACAAAGUUUGGUUGCUGUUUGUGUUUCAUUUUUUUCUAGUAUGAGAUGGAAAAAAAAUUAGUUUCGAUCUGUAUCAAAGUUGACAUAUUUAUUGGGGAUGACUUGUAAGUUUUUAUUUGGCUUUUAAAAAUCCAAGAGAAAAAAAUGUUUUUUUUGGAUAGGCUUAGGGGACUGCAAAGGUACACUGUAUAUGGUAAGCCCCAUGUUGGUGAAUGUUAUAAUAUAGGGGUAACAUCCAGAUCUUAGGUAAUAUUUUGUGUAAAAUAUUUUGUGACAAUAGUAAAUAGGGAUAAUGUUUUGUUUUCACAAUGCUGAAUACUCAAAUGGCAAUUUCACCAAAUUAUGCUUUUAAUGUUGUAUCAAUUUUUUUUUGCUUCAUUAAUUUUCACUUUUAAUUAUCCUCUGUUGGAUUUUUAAAAAAAAACAGGCUCACAUCCCUGCAACACCUGGUCCACAAUCUCAAACACUCUGAAGGGUUCCAGGACACUGAAUGCGUAGAUUCAUCAAGAGGUUUAGAUGGAUUACCCCCCUUGGCAGAGCGACCAGAUUCCCAAAUUUCAAUUCCGUCAACUGAGCCUGACAGAGUAAAGGCAAAGGAGCUAACAACUGGUUCUUUAAGGUCGUCACCUGAGAGUGAAGAAACUUCAGCCUCCAGCAGAUGUAGCAGGUGAGAGAUUGUUCCUGGUAAAGUAAAGGCCAAUGUUAAGUUACAGAGGAAGUCUACUUGUUCCAAGCAGCUGAUAUACUUAAUAUUGGACUUUUAAUUUUUAACUACACCAUUUUAUUUUAGGACAUACAUUUUAUAUAGCUAUUAACCCUUACAACACCGGGCGGGUCUUUUUGCAGUGACCUACUUUUUUCCCUGUGACCCAAGACCGUCUUGUUUCAUCAGGCGAUAUUUUUCCCUGUUACCCAGGCGUGACUAUUUGCCACAUAGAGGGGUAUCUAAUAUAAACACAAAAACGAGGAUAUAACCUUUCACCACAUUCUUGGGUAGAAUGUUUAUUUGUGAAAGGAAUAGUCAAAUUUUAUAAUUUACCUUUUAAAUUAUGAAAAUUGACCAAUUACUGAGUUUUUUUGUGUGUGGAUCUAUAUUUGUUGUUUCAUACAUGGUGCUCAGCGCUACCUGGCGCUAUUGUUGAUGACCACUUACAUCCGCUUGAUGAAAUCUUUUGUUCUGAAACUAUUAUUGAACUUUUAUUGGGACUAGACGAUUCUGAUGCUGAUGAAGAAGAGGGUGAUGAAAUUACUGAAGGAAGUAGGCCUACCAUAGCUCAAAAUUUACACCUACAGGAGCCUGUAGGUUUCACAAUUUUUAGAUCUAGUGCCAACGUAGAUAUUGAUUUCGAUGAAGAUCGACAGGGGUUGGGGGAGGAACAAAGAGGCCCGGAUGCCUUAUAACCUCCUAGAGUGCCCUUGCCAUUGAAAAGUUUUUAAAGAAAAUGCUCUCCUUAUUCAGCCGUUUCAGAAUAAAGCAAGCAAGAGCUUUUGCAGCUAAGAACUUUGAUGAUGAUGCAAGUGAUGAAGAUGAUGACCUUUCAAAAGCUUCAAUCAACUUUAAAUUUGUUUCUAGUUAAUGUGAAUGACACACUUGCAACCAGGGCAAUGGGAUCAUAAUUGUGUUUGCAGUACAUUGCCUUUAUUCGUCACCUUGUGAAUUUGUCAAUUGCUGCCAGAUUGUGGGAUGCCAUCUUUCUAAUUUUUUAACUGCAACUCUUGGAUGACUGAGUUUGUGGCUCUGUGCCUGGAUUAUGAAUCUGCUACACAACCUGGUCAGGUAACCGGUGAAACAGCAUCUCUUUUCAGGUAUUCCUUUACUACUGAGGUUUUCAAACACACUCCGAGAUCUUGUAGCUGUGAAAUCUUAAUCUUGAAGAUGUGAAAUGUUCAUCUUGUAGCUGUGAAAUUUUCAUCUUGGAGCUGUAAAAUAUUCAUCUUGUAGCUGUGAAAUAUUUAUCUUCUUUUUGUGAAAUGUUCAUCUUGUAGCUGUGAAAUGUUCAUCAUUGAGCCUAAUGUUUUUUUUAAUCUUCUUUCAUAUAUAUAUAUUUUUUUUUUUACAUUUUGUAUAUUUAUAAAUAAAAAAAUCUGAAAAAAUUUGCCAUGAAAUUUUGAUAUAAAAAAAAAGAUAAUUCAGUUUUUCUUAAAUUUUCUAAAAUUUAAAAAAAAAAAAAAAUUUCUGUAAAUAAAAUAGCCCCUCUCAGAAUAACAAGGUUAAACCAGAUUCUGAAAAUAGUAACACAGCCAAACUUAGCCUGUCAUAUUUUAUCACCACUUAGUUGUGUUUGUAGUUUCAAAUGAAAGUGGCUCAUAAAUUCAUGGCGAUAAUAAGAUGAAUAAGAAUUUUACUUUAAAAAACAAACUUUUUAUUAUCAUGUCAUGUAAUUAUGAAAAAAAUAAUUCUUUUGAUGAUUUAAUUUUGGCAAUUAUUAGGCCUCAAUGUAUACAAUUACUUCAAUUUUAUAAAUUAAAUUUUAUAAAAAAAAAAAAAAAAGUAGACAAAUAGUUAAAAUAAUUAACAGUCUUUUGUACAGCAAAAUGUGAUUUUAGCAUUGUUUAAAAUUGGAUUUAGUUUUUACCACUACUUAUGAAUGUGUGUGAGAAGGGAUCAGUGUGUACAUAGUCCAUAGGGUAAUGUGUGCCUGACAGAGAGUUUAAUUGCAGGGCAAGUUAUAUUUAUAAUUUUACUUAUUAUUUUUAUCUGUUGUUAAAAAAAUAAAUAAAACAAACGAAUUUUAUAUCUUUGAUAAAAAUUAAACCAUUCACAAUUAUUAUACAGGUAUAUUAUUAAAACCCAAA